Molecule: messenger RNA, 948 nt
Organism: Meloidogyne enterolobii
Lineage: Eukaryota; Metazoa; Nematoda; Chromadorea; Rhabditida; Meloidogynidae
Source: the annotation of a GenBank genome assembly
UUUUUCAGAAGUUGGAAUGCCAGAAGUUAUUUCUUUGGGUAGCGAUUCGAGUAGUGAUGAUGAUUUUUACGACAAUUUUGACAAAAUAAAAUUAAAGGCCGCUCAUUGUCAGAAAAAACGUCGACACCCAAUUACAGCUUCCACAAAUAAAUUUACAAGAAAAAAUGCCCCUUCUGAUUCCAUCAUUUCAUGCGAAGAAAUUGUAUGUGUCGAUGACUUUGACUCUUCAGCAAAUUUUUGUACUAACAAUUCUAUUUCUUCAGUUAUUGAAUUAAAUUCUCCUUCUUGUUCAAAUUCCAUUGAAGUUAUCGAUCUUACACCUUUUGGAUCUUCUUCGACAAAUAAUUGUUCAAACAAAAAUUAUAAGGCUCAAAAAUCUAAAAAUAUAAUUUCUUCACCUAAAAGUACCUGUACAAUUACUAUUCAUUCUAAUGGUGGCAAACGAAUGUUUAUUCAAGACUUGGAUGAUCCAAUUAAAAAUUUAAUUGAAGACUAUGCUGAACGUGUAAAUGGUGAUCCAAAACGAAUUGUGUUAAUUACAAAACAAUUAAAACAAUGUGCUUUAGAGGACACUCCACGGACUUUGGGAAUUACUUCGGAUGAAAGUUUUGAAUUAGAUGCUUUUGAACAUAAAGACGUUGUUCCUUUAAAUUUAAUGGAAGAUGUAAAAACUAUUCGAAUUAAAUAUCAACAAAAAGGGAAAAGGCCGAUUGCUGCAAAAAUUUUGAAGACUGCCAAAUUUGCCCGACUUAAAGAAAUAUUUUGUCAAGAGAAUGGUAUUCCCUUGGAUAAAGUUCAAUUUAUAUUUGAUUCUGUUAGAGUUGGUGACAAUGAAACGGCAGAAACUCUUGAUUUGGAAGAUGAUGAUUGUAUUGAUGUUUAUGUUUUGGAAUGAUUAAAUUUAAAUAAAAAAGAGAAAAGAAUUUUGGUUUGAAAGAGUUUUUGUGA